CCACAAGCAAUCCAUCCUCUCUUUCUCCUUCCCUCUAAUGGUUUCCAUCAUCUUAUUUACACCGCCGUGGUUUUGCGCCUCAACUCUCCUCGCCUUUUCUUCUCUCUCUCUCUCGACCUUUCGAGGUCAACCUAUGUCAUGGUGCGUCAUGCCUUUAAGCUUCUCCGUAUCACCAUCAUCACUAUCCCAUGAUUCAAAUACAUCUCGCAUCCCUCGCUCCUCCCUUCCCUUCCUUUCUUCCUUCCUUCCUUGACAAGCUCAAGCAUAAUAGAGGAAGAAGAAGAAGAAGAAGAUCCCCACCUAUGGCCAUGGAUGACCAUGAUCGAGAUGAUACACCCCACACUGGCCUUUCUCUUACGCUGAGUUAUGAUGGGAGAAGCGAUCUCUCGAUCGGUAGUCGUCCCCAUUCGAGCUCUGGACUCGAGCUGCAAAGAUCUUCUUCGACUGCCAAGGCACUUGAGCCCUCUCUCACCCUCGCACUCCCCGGCGACGUCUGUGCCUCGGUGGAAGUUGAGAUGGGUAGAGAUAUUGGUAGCAGGCACUCUCCUCCUCCUCCUCAGAGUCAUCAUCCCUGCAAGAUUAAGAGGGAGGACGAUGUAAGGAGCGAGGAGGUGGAAAAGGUUUCGUCCCGGAUCAGCGACGAGGAGGAGGAAGACAGCGGUGCUAGGAAGAAGCUCAGGCUCACCAAGGAGCAGUCUUCCCUUUUGGAAGACAAGUUUAAGGAGCACAGCAGUCUCAAUCCGAAACAAAAGCAAGCUCUGGCUAAGCAGCUGAACCUUCGGCCUCGGCAGGUGGAAGUGUGGUUCCAGAACAGGAGAGCGAGGACCAAGCUCAAGAAAACGGAGGUGGAGCUGGAGUUCCUCAGGCGAUGCUGCGAGACGCUGACCGAGGAGAAGAGGAGGCUGCAGAAGGAGCUGCAGGAUCUCGAGAAGUCGCAUAAGCUCUCGGCGACGAGGCACAUGCAAAUCCCGGCGAUGUGUCCGUCGUGCAAGAAGGUCAUCGGCGGCGCUGAGACUGGUUCUCCCUUGCCGGCCUCGAGGCCUCGCUUCUUCAACCCCUUCGCCCACCACGCAGCAUGACUGCUGUUAUAUGCGAUCCCCUUGUGGGAAUAUAAUAGUAUUUGGUUUUGCUUCAGGUGAUACUGUUGUCAUCAAUUUAGAUCUAGAGACCAUGAUGGUGAAUGCUCUCUCUCUCUCUCUCUCUCUCUCUCUAAGACACAAAAACCCUAUACAUUGAUGAUUGAUGUCAUGUGAGUGGUUUUGAAUGAGCUCAUUUUCUGCUGAAUGAA
Musa acuminata AAA Group (dessert banana) is the source of this 1288-nucleotide messenger RNA. Its product is annotated as homeobox-leucine zipper protein HAT22-like. Lineage: Eukaryota; Viridiplantae; Streptophyta; Magnoliopsida; Zingiberales; Musaceae. The record is from RefSeq and is a predicted model, not a curated record. Gene Ontology annotation, molecular function: DNA-binding transcription factor activity, RNA polymerase II-specific; sequence-specific DNA binding. The coding region runs from base 189 to 1079 and encodes 296 amino acids. The transcript is spliced from 3 exons. Gene Ontology annotation, biological process: regulation of DNA-templated transcription.